AUGGAUAUGACAGUAGAUGAUAAGCAAGAAUUAGUAGAUUGUUGGAAAAUUAAUUAUCGUAAUAAUGAAAGUGAACUUCGAAAAAUUGAAGAAUUUAUUGAAACAUAUAAUUCGAAUGAUGCAAUACGAUGGUAUACACGUGACUCUGGUUUAUAUCGAAUUUUAAAUGCAGCACUCCGAAAUGAAAAUUUGGAUGUUAUAAUUGCAUUUCGUUUUCUAAUUAAAGAUAUUUAUAAACAAUUGAGAGAUGAAUAUAAAAAAGAAGAUAUACAUGUUUAUCGAGGUCAAAUGUUAGCGAAAACAGAAUUCGAACAAAUGAAAUCUAAUACUAUUGGACAAUAUAUUUCAAUGAAUACAUUUUUAUCAGCAAGUAAAAGUAAAAAUGUUGCAUUACAAUUUAUUUCAUCAUUUGUUGAUGGUCAUACUAAUAAUUCUGCAUUACAAUCAGUUCUAUUUGACAUUGAAAUUGAUCAUAAUCAUUUUGAAUCAGUUAAACCUUAUGCUUCUAUUUCACAUCUAAGUUUUUUUGGAAAUUCAGAGGAAGAAGUAUUAUUUAUGCUUGGUACAAUCUUUAAAAUAAGAAAUAUACGUCAAGACAAUGGAAUUUGGACUGUACAACUUCAAUUAUGUGAUGAAAACGACCAUAGUUUGAAGGAGAUCUAUUCUUAUAAGAAAAACAACCUUGAUGAACAAACUGAUCUAGCUGAUAUUGCAUGGUUACUACAUGAACUCAAUCAAAAUGAUAAAGCUGAACAUUAUUGUAAUCGUUUAUUGAAUACUUUUUCAGUCAAUGAUAAAUGUUUAUUCAUUAAAUGUUAUCAAACUUUAGGAUCUAUUAAUUCUGAUAAAUGUAAUUAUGAUUUAGCAAUUCACUAUUAUCAAAAACAAAUUGAAGUACAAUUAAAUUUUUAUAAUAAAAAUCAUGUUAGUUUUGCAGCUGUUUAUACAAAUUUAGGUUUAGUAUAUACAGCGAAAGGUAAUCUGGAUUUAGCCAUUAAACAGUAUGAAAAGGCUUUGGAAAUUUUUAUUUUAAAUUAUGGAAAUGAAAAUCAUAAAAAUGUGGCCACAACCUAUAAUAAUUUAGGAUUAGUUUAUGCUAAACAACAAAAUUAUGAACUUGCACUGGCCAACCAUCAAAAAGCACUAAAAAUAAACGAACAAAUUUUACCAAAAGACCAUCCAUCUUUUGCAAUAACAUACUCUGGUAUUGCAGGUAUUUACUUUCGAAACAACGACUAUGAUCGUGCCCUACACUAUUAUGAAAAUUCAUUAACAAUUUUAACUAAAAGUUUAACA
This is a messenger RNA of Rotaria sp. Silwood1, 1296 nucleotides long. The record is from the annotation of a GenBank genome assembly. Lineage: Eukaryota; Metazoa; Rotifera; Eurotatoria; Philodinida; Philodinidae.